Messenger RNA from Panthera uncia (snow leopard), 2496 nucleotides. It is a transcript of the gene SLC10A3, whose product is annotated as solute carrier family 10 member 3. The record is from RefSeq and is a predicted model, not a curated record. Gene Ontology annotation, cellular component: membrane. The transcript is spliced from 2 exons. Gene Ontology annotation, biological process: bile acid and bile salt transport. Lineage: Eukaryota; Metazoa; Chordata; Mammalia; Carnivora; Felidae. Gene Ontology annotation, molecular function: bile acid:sodium symporter activity. The coding region runs from base 640 to 2304 and encodes 554 amino acids.
CAGCUCGCAGGCGUCCGCCGGGCCGGCAGGCGCUGGCGCCGGCGCCAGACUCCCGGGCCGCGGCGGCGGGUGAGCGCUCUGGGCCGGAAAGGGAGGGCGGAACGCAGCCUCUGGCCCCGGCCCGGGUCCGUGCUCGCCCGCUCGGGCGGCCGGGCCCGACGGGCGCGGCCGCAGGGCCUGGGAGUGGCGUGAGGGCCCGUAGCGCGAUCCCGGGACCGCCCGGACGGGUCACCCGCCUGCCGACUGCAGGACGACAGCGAGAGCCCGGCGGCGGCGCGCCCCUCCCUCCUCGGUUCGCACUCGAGCUCUGUGCCCAACCCGGCAACUUCCGGAGUCCCAGGUAGGGAGGAGCCCCGGGUCGGCAAUGCCAACUGCCCAAACACCGAACUCACGGCCUGUGUGGAAAAAGCGGCCGGCCCAGGGUUCCCUCCCCUGCCUUGGGGUGCAUCUGCUCAAAGUCUUCCAGCCCCUCAAGCAGAAAUGGUGUGGGAUCUGGGCCAGACCUCUCUUGCAGUGACUCAAAGCCGCCAGCAGUACUGGAAGGACAGGGUGGAUGGCCCUUAGCCUCCUCCCUCCCGGAGGGAGGAACCAUCACACCACCCCGGUGGCUUCAGUCCUGGGUGCUGUCAUCUUUUCCCUAUGACUCCCCUCCACUUUGCUUCUCAUACUCCCUCUGGUUUUCCUGCCUCCCUCUUCAGCGGUGGGAUGCAAAGCUGGACCAAGGCCUCCAGGGAAGAGCUCUGCCAUCAAGGAGCACAGCACAGGGCCAGGCCCGGCCCAUGGACCCUUCUCCGGACGGCCCAACGGCACCAGCGGGGCUGUUCUCCUAAGCCGCAGAGGGCCUGGCCACACUGUCCUCGGCGAAGAGCCAUGGUGUUCAGGAGGGGCAGGAGCAGCUCCCAGUGGUGGCCUCGCCUGGGAGGGGGUGGCGGUUGCCGAGGUCCCCUAGGCAUGCUCAGGGCUUCCUUGCUUCUGGCCAGCCUGCCUUUGGGGGCUGGGGGAACAGCCAGUGCCAACCUCAGCACAGCUCUGGGCCACAGGGUGCCCCUGACAGGGGGCCGAUACUUGAGCAUUGGGGACGGCUCUGUGAUGGAGUUUGAGUUCCCAGAGGAGAGCGAGGGCGUCAUUGUGAUCUCGAGCCAGUACCCGGGCCGGGGCAACAGGACAGGGCCUGGCCCCAUGCUGAGGGUCACCUCCCUCGACACGGAGGUGCUGACCAUCAAGAAUGUGAGUGCCAUCACCUGGGGCGGUGGGGGCGGCUUCGUGGUGAGCAUCCACUCGGGCCUGCCUGGGCUAGCCCCGCUCCACAUUCAGCUCCUGGACCCCCAUGAGGCCCCGCCCAUGCUAAUUGAGGAACGGAGAGAUUUCUGCAUCAAGGUCUCACCUGCCGAAGAUGCUCCCGCCACCCUCGGCGCCGACCUGGUCCACUUCUCGGAGAACCCGAUUCUCUACUUGCUCCUGCCUCUGAUCUUUGUCAACAAGUGUUCAUUUGGGUGCAAAGUGGAACUCGAGGUUCUGAAAGGGCUCCUGCAGAGCCCCCAGCCCAUGCUGCUGGGCCUGCUGGGCCAGUUUUUGGUCAUGCCCUUCUAUGCUUUCCUGAUGGCCAAGGUCUUCGUGCUGCCCAAGGCCCUGGCUCUAGGCCUCAUCAUCACCUGUUCGUCACCCGGCGGCGGGGGGAGCUACCUCUUCAGCCUCCUCCUCGGAGGGGACGUCACCCUGGCCAUCUCCAUGACGUUCAUCUCGACGGUGGCUGCCACCGGUUUCCUGCCAUUGUCCUCCGCCGUCUACAGCCGCCUGCUCAGCAUCCAUGAAACGCUCCACGUGCCCAUCUCCAAGAUCCUGGGGACCCUGCUGUUCAUCGCCAUCCCCAUAGCAGCCGGCGUGGUGAUCAGGUCCAAGCUCCCCAAGUUCUCCCAGCUGCUGCUGCACGUCAUCAAGCCUUUCAGCUUCGUGCUGCUCCUGGGUGGCCUCUUCCUGGCCUACCGCAUGGGGGUCUUCAUCCUGGCGGGUGUCAGGCUCCCUAUCGUGCUGGUGGGCCUCACGGUGCCCCUGGUCGGCCUCCUGGUGGGCUACUGCCUGGCCACGUGCCUGAAGCUGCCGGCGGCACAGCGGCGGACGGUCAGCAUUGAGGUAGGGGUCCAGAACAGCCUGCUGGCCUUGGCCAUGCUGCAGCUGUCCCUCCGUCGCCUUCAAGCCGACUACGCCUCCCAGGCCCCCUUCAUUGUAGCGCUGAGCGGCACCUCGGAGAUGCUGGCCUUGGUUGUUGGCCACCUCAUCUAUAGCAGCCUGUGCCCGGUCCCCUGAGGCCCCUGGGUCCAGCUUCCACCACGCGUCACCCGCGGCCUCCAGCCACCGCCCCCACAGCUCUCGUGUACCAAAGGCCUUUGGCUCUCAUGCACUAUGCACUCAGAAAACAAUCCAGGCUUAUUUUUUUUACCGGUUUUUUAUUCUCCAGCUUUCAGUGCCAAAGAGGCCACGCUGAGUUAGGUAGGUGGG